AUGACAACGUUUUCAGAAUCAGUUUUACUAUAUAUUAUUAGAAGAAGAGAGUUUUAUAAUAGUCCUAAAAAACAGCAAAAAAAGAGCUUUUGGGACGUUUUUUUUAAGGAUUCUUUUUGUCAAGUUAUUUGGAAAAUACGAAGAAUUUAUAAAGCUAUUUAUCGAAUUAUCAGUAGAAAAACGUCUAUUUGUAGGAUUUUAGAUCUUUUUUUGUAUUUGGAUGAACAUACUUUGGUGAAAUAUGCAGGGAAAAAAAGAAAAAACUUAAAUCCUGGAGAAAACGAGAAAUUAGGAAAUUUAGUCUGGGAUAUUUAUAUUGAAUUGUCUUUGUCUCUAGCAGUAUAUAGUGAAUGGAAAGAUUUGUUAUACCGAGCAGGAUAUUUAGAUUCUUUUGAAGAAGCUAACUUUAUUGAUGCCGUUACAAUAUCUAUUUUAUUGAAGAAAAAAAUAAAGUAUAAUUAUAAGAAAACAGACCCAUCUAAACAUAGUUUAUGUCUUCGUUAUUCAAUUAUGUGCAUUUUUUGUAUUCAAAAAGAGAAAAAAAUUAUAAUGCAAAAGUGCAAUACACAGGUCCAAUAUCAUCAAAACCAAGAAAUAUUUCAUGAGAUAUGGGACGCAAUUAUUGUUCCCGUAAGAGUACCGCAAAACAGCAAAAGAAAUUGGGUGAUGAUAGGUUUUCAAGGAGAUGACCCUAGUACAGAUUUUAGGUCUAUGGGUUUUUUUGGAUUAGAAAUGCUACAUUACUUUGUGUUAACACGAAAUGAUCAUACAAGAAUUAUGGUAUCCGAAUCCCGAUCGAACCAGAACAAUAUUGAUCUUCCUUGGUAUUCCUUUGCACUCGCUGCUAUAAAUAUUUUGGCAUAUAUUGUUGAAUUGAUGAAUCAAAGCAAACUUGAGAAAAUCUUUGUUCAAUACUACAAUCACGGAAUAACCAUAGACGAAAUAGUGAAGCAGCUAUUCUGCUAUACAUUUAUUUCUUUUCAUCAUUUUUGGAAACUUCAAGUCUUGGCAAAAAAAGUUCAAACCGUCCUUGAUUUUGAACGCUGCUUAAAACACUUUAAGAAAAAAACUACUAAUAACAUCGAGCAAGGUGAUGGCGUCAUUGGAUUCGACUGUCUUAUAUGA
Molecule: messenger RNA, 1125 nt
Organism: Pneumocystis jirovecii RU7
Lineage: Eukaryota; Fungi; Ascomycota; Pneumocystomycetes; Pneumocystales; Pneumocystaceae
Exons: 6
Coding region: 1-1125 (374 amino acids)
Molecular function (GO): GTPase activator activity
Source: RefSeq, a predicted model, not a curated record